Molecule: messenger RNA, 2141 nt
Organism: Capsella rubella
Lineage: Eukaryota; Viridiplantae; Streptophyta; Magnoliopsida; Brassicales; Brassicaceae
Product: regulator of nonsense transcripts UPF3
Exons: 13
Coding region: 154-1578 (474 amino acids)
Biological process (GO): positive regulation of translation; nuclear-transcribed mRNA catabolic process, nonsense-mediated decay
Cellular component (GO): cytoplasm; nucleolus
Molecular function (GO): mRNA binding
Source: RefSeq, a predicted model, not a curated record
UAGACAAAGAGGAAGAAGAGAGGAAACAAAAUUAGGGCAAAAUUGCGUUGCGAUAUCUUUUUUUUUGUUUUCACUGCGUCUUGAUGUGUUGUUUCACUUUUCGUCUUCUUCAUCGUGUUCCUCUUUGAUUUGGGGCUUUGAAUAAUCUUUUUGAUGAAGGAACCUGUACAGAAGAAGAAGGUGGUUGUUCGCCACUUGCCCCCUUCUCUUUCUCAGUCCGAUCUCUUGUCUCAGAUUGAUCCUCGUUUCGGUGAUCGUUACAAUUGGGUUUCGUUUCGUCCCGGCAAGUCAAGCUAUAGGAAUCAGAAGUGUUCAAGGGCCUACGUAGCUUUCGAGGAACCAGAAGAUGUUUAUGAGUUCGCUGCAUUUUUCAACGGGCAUGUGUUUGUUAAUGAAAAGGGUGCUCAGUAUAAGGCUAUAGUUGAAUAUGCACCUUCGCAGCGUGUGCCGACACCUGCUGAUAAGAAAGAUCUUCGCGAAGGGUCUAUUAGUAAGGAUCCUGAUUAUUUGGAAUUCCUUAAGUUGAUUGCUCAACCUGUUGAGAAUCUCCCUAGUGCUGAAAUCCAGUUGGAAAGAAGAGAAGCUGAGCAGUCUGGUGCUUCAAAAGCGGCUCCUAUUAUUACCCCUCUUAUGGAAUUCAUACGUCAAAAACGUGCUACUGUGAUGGGAUCCCAGGGUUUAUCAGAUGUCCGAAGAGGAGGUAGAAGAGCCAGAGCAGUUUCUACUAACAAGCCAAGUCCAAGGCCCUCAAAACGUAACUCUGAAAAGAAAAAGUAUGUGGAAAAGGAGAGUACAAAAAUUCUGUCCCGGAAGGCUACAUUAGAUAUUGGCAGCUCUAAGCAAGAAUAUCAUAAGCAGGAAAUACCAGAAAAGGAUACUGCCUCUGCCAUAGAUAGCUCUCUCCCAGGGAUUGCAUUGACUAUGGAUUCUGGGAAGAAAAAGAUUUUGCUCCUGAAACCAAAAGACCGAGACAAUCCUGAUAACCCUCCACCACAACCAGAAAUUAAUCUUUCGGCUUCAAGACAAAAUCAGAAAAUUGAUGUUGGAGGGAGGUUGAUCAAGAGAAUACUUCUGAAAAAUGACUCAAGGCCAAGCCAGGCUUCAACUUUUGUCAAGCCUGAGCCAAGAGUAGAACCCUCGGAAGGAGAAAACUUCAAACGACCAGCUCGGCCAGCCAACACUCGAGCAGGGAAAGAUUAUCAUGCUUCUGGUACCAACAGUGAGAAGCAAGAGAGACGUACAAGAAACAAGGACAGACCUGAUCGUGUUGUGUGGGCUCCUCUUCGUCGUGAUGGGUCCAAUAUCAGUGAGGAUCAAUCACUAUCUUCAGCAGCUAACAAUGGAGAAGUCAAAGAGAGGAUAUAUUCUCAAAGAUCUGGAGAAGUGGUCAACUCCUCUGGUGGACACACUCUUGAGAAUGAUUCUACUAGACAUUCUAGUCGUCGUGUUGGAGGUCGCAAUAGAAAAGAAGACGUGAUGACUGGUGAGGGUAAAUCAUCCCGGAGAGGAGGUGGUGGUGGUGGUUCUAAUUCACAUGAGAAGCAGAUGUGGAUUCAAAAAUCAUCAUCGGGUACUUGAUAUAUUCACUUAACACAUGGCUAAAUAUAUGAGCCAUUCCAAUGGAUUUUGUCCUUCAACGGGAAUCUAUAGAUCUCAAUCGAAAUGAGGAGUAACUCUAUCAACAUCACACUCGGGUUUGAAGACUUUUGGUCAGGCGUUGUAAGUCGUAGUAUUGCACAUAAAAGAGGCCGUUCUCAAAGUAGGAAUCAGCUCAAGAUUUAUGAGAGUGAGACAAGAAAAGACUCGUUUGCUACUGCCUCUCAAAGGCCCUAGCGGUUCACGGUACCUGCAUUCCCCUCCUUUUGGCUUGUUGCGGUGUUUACAGACAAGUGGGUGAGUAGUGAGAGAACUUACUCCCGAGUCUUGGUAAUGAAAAAUAAAGUCAAGUGAAUAGGGAGGCGGGAAACACAGUGUGUCGGGUUUUUAUUUUGGGUUCCUGAGAGGCCUUAGAACGUGAUUGCUCGAUUUUAACCAUAUAAUAGUUUGGAUUACUGUGAAGUUAAUUUAUUGCUAAGUAAUAUUUUCUCUUUGUGGAAAAAUUGGUUUUAUUUCACGUGAUUGUUAUAUAACUUAUUGGCUUA